This is a messenger RNA of Harpia harpyja (harpy eagle), 1758 nucleotides long. Its product is annotated as serpin B12-like. The coding region runs from base 282 to 1532 and encodes 416 amino acids. Lineage: Eukaryota; Metazoa; Chordata; Aves; Accipitriformes; Accipitridae. Gene Ontology annotation, biological process: negative regulation of endopeptidase activity. The record is from RefSeq and is a predicted model, not a curated record. The transcript is spliced from 8 exons. Gene Ontology annotation, molecular function: serine-type endopeptidase inhibitor activity.
GAGACAGAUAACAACACAAUAGCUAAGGGCCAUACAUCUCACUCAACAGCUGAGGGCUAGUUGAGCAUGGGCCAACUGAAAUACGGCUGGUAUGCGAGUAUGACUAUAAGUCAAUCAUCUUACUCCAUAAAUAGCGGAGAGCCCAGAGCCUGUUGAGCUCUCCAGCACAGCAGCGGGCUGCACGCCAGGAUCUCCCCUUGAGUAGGGACGCCUCUCAAGGGUACUCGUCGAGGUUGAGAGAAUCCUUAUCACAUCAGAUACUCGGUAACAGCUGCUUCGUGAUGGGCUCCAUUUCUAGACAAGUUACUGAGUUUUGCCUUGAUCUCUACAAUAAGCUCAACAGAAAUGCAGAGGACACAAACAUCAUCUUCUCUCCAAUGAGCAUCUCUGUUGCCCUGGCCCUGGUCCAUCUAGGUGCAAAAAACAACACUGCUGCUCAGAUAGAAAAAGUGCUCCAUGUCAGGAAAGCUGCAGAAAGAAUGAGCCUUGGAUCUGAUCUUGAGAGCGCAGCCCCAGAAAUGGAGCCAGAACGAAGCCAGGAGAGACAGCCUUCCCUCUCGCAGUGUAACAAGGAUGGGGACCUUAACCAUGAAGCGUUUCAGGCACUGCUUUUGCAAUUACAAAACCUUGGUGAAAGAUAUGUUUUAACCCUGGCCAACAAUCUCUUUAUACAACAAGGAUUUGAACUCCAGCAGCAAUUUCUAAUGUGCGCUAAGGAACUGUAUGGAGCAAUGCUGCAAACAGUGGACUUUCAUGGUGCUGUUGAAGCCACCAGAAUAAAAAUUAACAGUUGGGUUGAAAGUGAGACACAAGGUAAAAUCAAGGAACUCUUUGCUCCGGGUAUGAUCAAUGCACGUGCAUUGCUGGUGCUGGUGAAUGUAAUCUACUUCAAAGCAUCCUGGGAACACAAGUUUGAAGAGCAAAAAACAGUACAGAGAGAUUUUAAACUGAACGAGAAUGAGAAAAAACCUGUGCAGAUGAUGUAUCAGAAAGGCACAUUUAAGUUAGGCUACAUUGAGGAGACGGGUGCUCAGGUCCUUGAACUCCCUUAUGCUCAGAAGUCACUGAGCAUGAUCAUCCUGCUGCCAGGUGACAUGACUGAUGGAUCUACCAGUGGGCUGGAGCAGAUUGAAAGGACAAUGACCUAUGAAAAUUUAAUGCUGUGGGCCUCUUCAGAGCACAUGUUUGAGACAACAGUGGAGGUAUACCUCCCCCAAUUCAAGCUUGAAGGCACCUUUAACCUCAAUGAGGUAUUACAAGAGAUGGGGAUGACUGACAUCUUCACUGAAUCAAAAGCUGAUCUUUCUGCAAUGUCGUUUGCAAAAUCUCUGCUGCUGUCAAAUGUUGUCCAUAAGACGUAUGUGGAAGUCAAUGAGGAAGGCACCGUAGCAGCAGCUGGUACAGGAGCUGUCAUUGUGAGGAGGUCUCUUCCUCUCACAGAGGUGUUUAUGGCUGACCACCCUUUCUUAUUCUUUAUUAGACACAAUCUUACCAAUACCAUUCUUUUCUUUGGCAAACUCUGCUCACCUUAAAAUCAGGGCCAUUUUCUAACAUUGUGAGAAACACCUGGAUGAAAAUCAGAAAUUGUAUUUUUUUCCCAAUGCAUUCUUAAUCCUUUGACAGCUAGUUUGUAUUUCAAAGUAAUCUCUGCAACCAUUUUAGGUUAGAACCCAUCAACUGGAUGCUCUGCCACUAGGCUCCUUGAAUUGCAAAUAUUGGUCUGAAUCUAGAAUAGGAUUAAAUUUUGCCUUAACCUCA